Messenger RNA from Galeopterus variegatus (Sunda flying lemur), 2818 nucleotides. RefSeq names its product thioredoxin domain containing 5 (endoplasmic reticulum) (gene TXNDC5). The transcript is spliced from 11 exons. Lineage: Eukaryota; Metazoa; Chordata; Mammalia; Dermoptera; Cynocephalidae. Gene Ontology annotation, biological process: protein folding. Gene Ontology annotation, cellular component: endoplasmic reticulum. The coding region runs from base 1 to 1260 and encodes 419 amino acids. The record is from RefSeq and is a predicted model, not a curated record. Gene Ontology annotation, molecular function: protein disulfide isomerase activity.
AUGGAGAGUGAAGACGAGGCCUGCUUCCCUUCCUGGCUCGCAGGGAUCCCCGGUGUGAAAGAACAAGCCACCAGCGUGUGCGAGGGCUCCUACAGCUACGCUUCUGUUCAGAUGAGAAAGAAGUUGGUGCUGCCAAAGCCACAGGACAGUGUGGUGUGUGGGUGCAAUUUGCAGCAGCAAACUGUCAUGGUCAAAGCAUGCUUGCUACUCUCGCCUCGUCACAGGUGUGGACACUGCCAGCGGCUGCAGCCAACUUGGAAUGACCUGGGGGACAAAUACAACAGCGUGGAGGAUGCCAAGGUCUACGUGGCUAAAGUGGACUGCACGGCCAACUCAGAGGUGUGCUCAGCCCAGGGGGUGCGAGGAUACCCCACCUUAAAGUUUUUCAAGCCUGGCCAAGAAGCUGUGAAGUACCAAGGUCCUCGGGACUUCGAGACUCUGGAAACCUGGAUGCUGCAGACGCUUAACGAGGAGCCCCCCACGCCAGAGCCAGAAGUAGAGCCGCCCAGAGCCCCCGAGCUCAGGCAGGGGCUAUAUGAGCUCUCGGCGAGCAACUUUGAGCUGCACGUGGCACAAGGCGACCACUUUAUCAAGUUCUUUGCUCCGUGGUGUGGUCACUGCAAAGCUCUGGCUCCAACCUGGGAGCAGCUGGCUCUGGGCCUUGAACAUUCCGAAACUGUCAAGAUUGGCAAGGUUGAUUGUACACAGCACUAUGAACUCUGCUCGGGAAACCAGGUUCGUGGCUAUCCUACUCUUCUCUGGUUCCGAGAUGGCAAAAAGGUUGACCAGUACAAGGGAAAGCGGGACUUGGAGUCACUGAGGGAAUACGUGGAGUUGCAGCUGCAGAGUGCAGAGACGGGAGCCCCGGAGACUGUGCAGCCCUCAGAGGCCCCGGGGCCAGCUGCCGAGCCCCCAGCUGACAAGGGCAUGGUGCUGGCACUCACUGAAAAUAACUUUGAUGACACCAUUGCAGAAGGAAUAACCUUCGUCAAGUUUUACGCUCCGUGGUGUGGUCAUUGUAAGAAUCUGGCUCCUACUUGGGAGGAACUCUCUAAAAAGGAAUUCCCUGGUUUGGCAGAGGUCAAGAUCGCCGAAGUAGACUGUACUGCUGAGCGGAGUAUUUGCAGCAAGUACUCGGUACGAGGCUAUCCCACACUGUUGCUUUUCCGAGGAGGGAAAAAAGCCAGUGAGCACAGCGGCGGUAGAGACCUGGAAUCCUUACGUCAGUUUGUCCUGCGCCAGGCGAAAGACGAACUCUAGAAAUGCAGUUGGAUGUCACCUCUCCUUCCUGGCCUCUUCCAUGCAGCGAACAGAAGUUAAGUCAUUCGGACAUCACUGAGUUUCAUAUGAUGAUUAUUCAGAAAGCCGAAUGUACUAAACUUGUGGUAUCUUCUUUGUGUGUGUGUUUUUUAAACCAACACACUCUAAGGAUUCUUUAUUAAGUUUCUCUAAGUAAAUGUGUAACUCGUGGUCACUGUGCAAACUAAAUAUUUUCAGUGGCGAUACAUCCCCUUUAACCUUGAUGAAAUUUCAGUGGUUUCCUUUGAGACCAAAAUAGAGUUGAGGAAAAUCAAAUUGCUGGGCUAUUUUUGGCCCCUGAGGGAUUCUUGUGAAGGCAUCAUCCAAAGCCUGGUUUCUUAACUGCCCACGAGUUCUGGAAAUGUGGCCUUGUGGCAGUGUUGAUGUUCCACUGAUCUGAAGGUCACAAUUGACUUAAUAAUGUGGUUGGUCCAUAGCUUGGAGCAGAUUUAAAAAUGAAAAAAACCACACCUCUGGAAGAUGCCUUUACGGCCAUAACGAUUUUAAUCUCUCAUCGUGCGAGGCUAGCCAUAAUGAAAGCGAUGCUACUUUUGACAUGUGCCUGAGUAAGAUAAUGCCCAUGCCAUGAUUUUACAUGUGUUACUACUUGUCAAAUCAGUUAUUGUUCAAGGGAUACACCUGUUUGUUUCUCAUGGGAUUUCAUUAGUUCGUUUUGUUAACACAAAGCCAGAGUCCAUGUGAACUUUAAGAUUUGAUGUCUUCCGUAGAAUGUGUGGUCAUGGCAAGUUCCACGAGCUCAUCCUCACUAUUCUAUUAACUCAUAGAGUCUCAUAUUUGCCACCUGGGGUGACAGAAACAGAUGGGCUCUCCCAGGCCUGUGUAUCCAGGGGUCCUAACUAGGAACUGUUUCUAAUUCUGCUCCUAACUAGUCCUUUUAGAGUUCUGCUGUAUUUUAUCCACCUUCAAGGAAGUUGACCUUCUCAUGUAAGAAGAGUGGGAUUCAUUUGACCUCAAGACCAAAGACUGAUGUUGGGGGCUGCUUUGGCCCCGGUGCGCAUGGCCAGCCAGGUCAGCCAUCGAUGUUAGCAUCCUUCCAACUCAUGCCGUCCUGGUUGUAAACACCUUUACUAUCACCCGUGUAAAUAAGCAACUGCAGGACUAAGUUCCCUCAAGAUAAGUAUCCGUCUGUUCUUCACCAUCAAGUCACUCCUCACAACACUCACCACUUUGUAUCAACACCCUUCACCCACCUCCCAUGCACAGGGUGAUGUCGACUCUUGGCUCAAAGCAGUCGGUGAGAGGAACCUUAGGAACGGGACCCCUUAUGCUGUUUGAGGCAGAAGACAACAGAGCAGCAUCUUGACCAGCCUCUGCCUCAAAGGGAAUCUUUAUUAAUCACAUGUGAUUCACAGAUAUUCUUUAAAAAAAAAAAACCCAACUUUCUAGAGAAGCCCAACCACGUGAGUGGCUUCAGCUUCGCAUCAUGAGUCUUGUAUUCAAAGAAAAUCAAAGUGGUACAAUUUGUUUACACUAUGAUACUUUCUAAAUAAACUUUUUU